AGAACAGACCUCUUGUUUAAAUGUGUGCGCAACAUGGUGUAUAACGUGAAUCUUCCCUUAAGGUUAUGAUCAUAAAAGCAUAUAAUUAUAAUUUUAAUAUAUAAUUUUCCCAUCCAUCGGUGUUUGUGAAGACACGAAUGAAUUACUACGAAGUACUCGGCUGCAGCCAGGACUCGACUGACGAAGAGAUCAAGCGUGCUUAUCGGCGUCGCUUGCUACAGUUUCAUCCUGAUAAGAGCGGUGCUACGGACAACCACGAGUUUUACAACGUUACCGAAGCCUGGCGGAUAUUGGGACAUCCACAGUCAAGAAGGCGAUACGAUGCAAUCUGUAAACAAGAAGAAUUGGAAGACAGAGAGAAAUUAGAAGACGGUCCCGUGUAUGCGCGUCUCUCGCCGAGCGAUUUUGAGGAAUCCGAGGACACGUUGUUUUAUCGCUGCAGAUGUGGCGACCGUUACCUCAUCACGCGAGAUGAUCUUCGGGAGAAGAACGUUUCGCUCCACGUAAUGUGCGACGGUUGUACGCUUAUCAUCGUUGUUGAAACAUAGCGCAAGUCGAUGUAAAAUUUAUAGAAAUUUAUAGAAAUUUAUAGAAAAAUAUGAUAUUAUUGUAACACAGCUAUAGACAUUUUUUUGAAAAUUCGUAUGUUUGAUAAAACUGAACAAGAGUUAAAUUUGUCGAACAAGAGUUGACAAGAGUUAAAUCGAACAAGAGUCGACAAGAGUUAAAUUGCGAAUGUCUAACAAGUAAGAUGAUGAAUUAAGGUGUUUUUCACGUUUGUCUUUGUAUAAGAUAUAUGUAUAAUAUAACGUUCACAGUUAUAUAGAAAGAAGUCAAAAUCGAACAUUUAUUUUGUACAAAAUAUGUUUCUUAGCACAAGAACAUGUGUACAGUCGUAAUAAAUUUAAAAAAAAAAACAAUCUAAAAUAUGUAG
Camponotus floridanus (Florida carpenter ant) is the source of this 934-nucleotide messenger RNA. Its product is annotated as dnaJ homolog subfamily C member 24. The record is from RefSeq and is a predicted model, not a curated record. NCBI's taxonomy places the organism in Eukaryota, Metazoa, Arthropoda, Insecta, Hymenoptera, Formicidae. The transcript has a single exon. Bases 138 to 548 code for a protein of 136 amino acids. Gene Ontology annotation, molecular function: ATPase activator activity; ferrous iron binding. Gene Ontology annotation, biological process: positive regulation of ATP-dependent activity.